AUGGAGCACUCGGCCCUCUUGCUCUUCCACUUCCUCUUCCUCUUCUUUUCCUUGAUCGCCGGUGAAUCCGAUGACGUUCGGAAAUCCCUCAUCCGUUUUCUUGAGAAGCUCUCGCCCAACGACCCCCAGCUCGCUCAGAGAUUGGGUUGGAAUGCUUCAACUGACCCAUGCAACGGUACUGCAGUUGGCUGGAGUAAUCUGACAUGCAUCGACAAGAAAAUGGCGGUGCAGACCAUUUCGCUGGAGGGGAUGGGGCUCAAUGGCACGAUCGACGCCGGCGAACUCUGCCGUGCGCCAUCGCUCGCCGUGGUGAGACUGCAAGACAACUUCAUCCGUGGAAUUCUGCCGGCGGAGAUCUCCAACUGCGCCAACCUCAUGCACUUGUACCUCCGGAACAACCAGCUCGUCGGCAGCUUGCCUUCCUCUCUCGCCGACCUCGGAAACCUCAAGCUGCUCGACCUCUCCAACAACAACUUCUCCGGCGAGCUACCUGCGGCGCUGUCAAGAAUCUCCGGCCUAUCAGGCUUCCUCGUGCAAAACAAUAACCUUAACGGGUCGAUUCCUGGAUUCUGGUUCAGAAACUUCGGCGCUGGAUACUUCAACGUUUCUUACAACCAAUUCUCCGGUCCAAUUCCCGAAGGAGCUGAAGAUAUCGGAAGCGCCUCCUUCUCGGGGAAUCAAGGCCUCUGUGGAAGGCCACUUCCUAAUGCUUGCUCGCCGCCAUCCCCGUCCUCUUCUCCUUCCCCUUCCCCUUCCCCUGAUCAAGGGAAGAAGGAUCACUGGGGAACUCGCGAAAAGCUCAUUCUUUUCUCCGGUUAUAUCGCUCUUGGUCUGUUCUUGUUGGCUUACGCUGCAUACAGAGUCCUCCGCAAGAAGGCGGCUAAAAGGAACAAGAAGAUCGCAGCAUCGGAAAGUAGCAGUCCGAAAAGUUCAUUCACGAUGAACAAGACUGUAGCCACCGGAUCAGAGCACCCGAUUUCGACUGAAUCCGCCGCCACGGAGGGGUCCACCUUGGUGGUGCUGAAGAAAUCGACAACGACGGCGGCGGAGUUGAAGUUCGAGGAGCUGCUAAAGGCCCCUGCAGAGUUGCUAGGGAGAGGAAGGUUUGGGAGCGUCUACAAAGUGGUGAUGGCUGAUGGAGCUGCUUUGGCCGUAAAGAGGCUCAAGGAUUCCGGCGGUUCGGGGGCGGAGUUUCGGAGGAGGAUGGUGAGGGUGGACAUGGCGGCGCGGCACCCGAAUGUGCUCCCGGCAGUGGCGUUUUACUGCUCAUCGCAGGGGAAGCUCGUGGUCUACGAGUUCCAGCAAAAUGGGAGCCUCUUGAAUCUCCUCCGAGGAAGCAACCGAGCCGGCGGCGGAGCAUUUGACUGGAGCUGGAGGCUGAGAGUGGCGGCUGGGAUCGCCGAGGGCUUGGCUUUCAUGCACAAGGAGCUCGAUUCCGAGGGACUCAUCGGCCACGGAAACCUCAAGUCCUCUAACAUCCUGAUGAACGCCGGCAUGGACCCCUGCAUCAGCGAAUACGGCCUAGUGGUCGCUAACGCCGGCGACGGAGCCGACAAACCCGACGUGUACGGCUUCGGGAUCAUCCUCCUUGAGCUGCUGACGGGGAAGCCGGUGCAGAACGACCCCCAGGAGCUGGCAAAGUGGGUGAACUCUGUGGUGAGGGAGGAGUGGACGGUGGAGGUGUUCGACAAGAGCAUCGUCUCCGGCGCCGGCGCCAGCGAGGAGAGGAUGGUGCAGAUGCUGCAGGUUGGACUGAGGUGUGUGAAUCCGUCUGCGAAAGCCAGGCCAAGCAUGGAUCAGGUGGCGUCCAUGAUCAACGCCGUGAGGGAAGAAGACGAGAGGUCGUUGCUGGUCUCUGAAUCUGAGUGAGACACAAGAACACAGAAUAUUCACCAUUACAUUUA
Zingiber officinale is the source of this 1904-nucleotide messenger RNA. Its product is annotated as probable inactive receptor kinase At2g26730. The record is from RefSeq and is a predicted model, not a curated record. The transcript is spliced from 2 exons. Gene Ontology annotation, molecular function: protein kinase activity; protein binding; ATP binding. NCBI's taxonomy places the organism in Eukaryota, Viridiplantae, Streptophyta, Magnoliopsida, Zingiberales, Zingiberaceae. The coding region runs from base 1 to 1869 and encodes 622 amino acids. Gene Ontology annotation, biological process: protein phosphorylation.